AAAGAUAUAAAACCGUAUCCUUACGACUCCCAUAAACUGUUGUUAAUUGUUUAAAAUGCGAUCAGGAUAUUUGAGCAUUAUUCGCUGAAGGUGUUCUAUCUCCCCCCACCCUUAUACUAUGUUUAUAUAUGUUACAUGCAUACGAAACAACCAACCGUAUAACUUGUAUCUUUUUUUUUCUAUUUAUAAGUCAGAUACAACGACCUUGGGUGUUGGGAGGAUACGAUUAACAGAGCUAUUCCAACUUUAGAAGGAACAGAUCCGACUCUUAUGGACAACUACACUACGAGAACCAAUCCCAUCCUAAAGUGCGCACGUGUGGCUUUGGCAAGAAAUUACAAAAUAUUCGCUAUACAGGAUGGUGGUUGGUGUGCUAGCUCUGCUAAUGCAAGGACAACGUACAAGAAAUACGGUAGUUCUGCAGCUUGUGCAGCUGACGGAGAAGGCGGGCAAUGGGCAAAUCAAGUCUACGAAAUUAUUGGUAAGAUGGUGUCUGGACAAACUGAAAUAGAAGUCGCUUCAAACAAACAAGUGGCGUAUUGGAACGUAAUGUACAACACAUGUCUGUCGGCUUUUCCUUACGAGGCUAGCGCCACAGCAACACCAAGCGAUCAAAGUUUCCGGCAUAGAUUCAAUGCUACCAUCGUCGACAUACAAAGAUACAGCGUGCUUGUGAGAUUGAAACGAACCGACCAAGAUACGGGAUGGGAUAAAAUGGCCAUAACAGUGAACUGGGUGUUGUAUGUACCCAUCAUGUAAUUUAUUACCGUCUAUAUCUUUGUACAAUAGUAUUUUUAAAACAAUAUUGCAUCUAUUGCAUUUUACCCGCUGAUUAAAAUACGUGAUGGACACGCUCUUAUUUAUAUUAGUGGUGGCCUUACUACAGGAGUUCACCAAGACUUGUAUAUCUCCCCCCAUCCUACUAUAAUACUAAAAAAUAUGAAGCAUCAAACUGUAAA
Messenger RNA from Ciona intestinalis (vase tunicate), 959 nucleotides. The record is from RefSeq and is a predicted model, not a curated record. Lineage: Eukaryota; Metazoa; Chordata; Ascidiacea; Phlebobranchia; Cionidae.